Prosopis cineraria is the source of this 2798-nucleotide messenger RNA. Its product is annotated as transcription factor bHLH74-like. The record is from RefSeq and is a predicted model, not a curated record. Lineage: Eukaryota; Viridiplantae; Streptophyta; Magnoliopsida; Fabales; Fabaceae. The transcript has 8 exons. Gene Ontology annotation, cellular component: nucleus. Bases 1119 to 2390 code for a protein of 423 amino acids. Gene Ontology annotation, biological process: regulation of DNA-templated transcription. Gene Ontology annotation, molecular function: protein dimerization activity; DNA-binding transcription factor activity.
CUAGUAAUUAUUAAUUAAACCAACUUACAUGGAGUAAAGCUUACAGGAUAAAGGAGAUUAGGUUCCGCAAUAAUUCACCAACAGGAGCAGUUGGCAGUAGUUAGUGAGUCUUUCUUUUAAAAUCAUUCAUGUCAUCUCUUGGCCUGGGCAGGUAAGCAAACCAAGCCUCUCAGUCUCUCCGCCUCCUCUGUCUAGCUUAUUAGCUCCUGGUCUUGUUUGCAAUCUAUCAAAGUUGGCUUUUUGUGCUCCCUCGGAUGUUUAUCCUACCAUCGAUUUGUUGAAAUUGGGAAUUUUUUCUUGUCGAAAUUAAUCGGUGCCCCUGAUGAUACGGUCGGACUGCCCAGUAUAGCACAGUAUGCCAUAGGGUCCGCAGUCAUAUAGCAUUGAUUUGAUUAGAGUUUGAUGCCUCCGGUCCUUCCUUCUUCUAUUAGAUUCCCAUCCCACUAUUAAUAUCGGUGUUUCCGCAGCUUCUCUUUCCUCUCCUGUCUUUAAAUCAAAACCAAAUAUACUCGCUGUUUCUUCGUUCGUAUUUCCAUUAACAAGAGAAUCUCUUACCGGGUCGAAAAGACUCGAGAUUGCUCACAUCAAUCACGCUGGUGUUGGAAAGAAUGGAAAUCGUAGUUGUUUAGCGGGCAAAGGAGAAAAGGGAAUCUGCUUUAGUGGUAGUUGGAUGAACUGUUAGCUAAUCCCAUUGUUUGUCUACGUCCGCUUUAUGCUCUGAAAGGUUCACUUUCCUGUGCGAGGGGGAGCAUUUUGCCCUUUUUUGAGCAUUAUAGUAGUCUUGAUCCUAGGGUUCCUGAAGUGAGCGAGGUAACUAGCUGGUGACGACUACAUUAUAUUCCUUUUACUUUGUGUCUAUGCUACAAUGAGAGGGAGGGGGUUUCUUUUACUUUAACUUCCUCUCAGUCCUAUAAAGCUGCCAGCCCUGUUUUGUUCCUUGUUGAGUCCUGCAAGAUAUCUCCUCCCAACUUAGUCAAAAUUCGCUUAACCUUUAAUCAUGAUCUUGUUUACUUAUUCACAGUUAUUUCUAUCUGCUGCCGGUUGAGUCAGGAUUUAGCUAUUAUUAUAUUGGUCAUUGGUUAGUGAGUUUGUAGGAAUUUAGCUGUUCAAUCCAGGAGAUGGGUGGCCAUGAAAAUGCUAUGGGGUUUCAACACGGGCAAGGGACAAUCCUGAAUUGCACGUCAUCGGGCUUGAGCAGCAAUGUUUCUGAAAUCGCAAUUAGCUCUGUGUCUAUGGCCAAGCCUCCCGUUGUGACUAAUCCCUUUCUUGGGUCGUCUUCUUCCACCUGGGAUCCCCUUGUUUCCUUGAAUCAGACUCAAACUUUUGGAGGCUCUUCCAUGGUUUCUCACAGCGAGUUUGGCAGUUCAUCUUACCCUCUCGUGUUGGAAAAUCAGGGAUUGAGUAGCGCCUCUCACCUAGUUCAAUAUAUGUCCGACACUAAUUUCGCUGUUCCUUCCUAUGCAAGUGGAAGCUUUUCCGAAAUGGUUGGCUCUUUCCCCACACCUGGGUGUUCUGAUUUAGCCAAUACGAGUUAUGGCCCAGGUUAUAACCCAAACGAAGAGGCAGCCAUGAAAAGGGUUCCGCUAAAUGCUUCACAAUCUCAGCUUGAGGAUCCAACUCCUGAAGAAGGAGCCACAGGAUCUGCACCAAAUGGAAGUAGAAGAAAGCGAGGACUUGAUCACAAUACCACGUUCAGUCCAAAUAAGAACGCUGAAGGUGAACCGAUGAGGGAUUCUUCUGGGAAGAGCUCUGAUGGUGUAAAAGAACACGAUGAGAAGAAACAAAAGGUUGAGCAAGAUAAUACUAGUGCAGAUUUGCGUGGUAAGCAAUCAUCAAAGCAAGCUAAAGACAACUCUCAAAGUGGAGAAGCUCCUAAAGAAAAUUUCAUUCAUGUGAGGGCUCGUAGAGGUCAAGCCACAAACAGUCACAGCCUUGCCGAAAGGGUAAGAAGAGAGAAGAUUAGUGAGCGAAUGAGGCUGCUUCAAGAACUUGUUCCAGGAUGCAACAAGAUAACUGGGAAAGCAGUGAUGCUGGAUGAGAUUAUUAACUAUGUGCAAUCGCUGCAGCAACAGGUUGAGUUUUUGUCAAUGAAACUUGCCACCGUGAACCCAGAACUGAAUUUUGAUGUAGAGCGGGUGCUAUCCAAAGAUAUUCUUCAGUCGCGCAUUGCGAAUGGAACAAUUGGUGGAUAUGGCAUGAACUCCUCUCACUCAUUCCCCAGUGGAAGUUUUCAGGGAACUCUUCCAGGCAUACCCAACACAUCACCAUUCCCUCCUUUGCCCCAGAGUGUUUUGGAGCAUGAGUUUCAAAGCUUGUAUGGAAUGGGAUACGAUUCCAGCGCAGCUCUUGAAAACGCAGGACCCAACGGGAGGUUGAAAACAGAGUUGUAAUGGGUACAAGAUAUUUGGAUUUCAUUAGAAGGGCUUUGUUUCUACUACCCACAGGGGACUUUGAAUUUUCAAGCAAUUUAACUGAAGCUAAGAAAAGGUGGGGAAAUAGAGAGGGAAGGAUGUGGAAUAAGGGUUGGAGUUGUAUAGGAUCUUUAAUACCUAACUGUUGGCUCUUCGAAUUUUUAGCAGAAGAUGACUUGUUAGAUCCAUAUGCAUUAUUAUGUAUAUUGAGGGAAGGAAAGACCAGGCUCUGAUUGGUGAAGGUGAUUCAUGAUUGUUUUAAGCUAGUGAGUUGCAGAUUAGAGAAAUGCGUGAAACCUUUUUUUUUUUUUUAAGCAAGGGCUUCUGGCCUUUCUUUUUUUGUUCUCUGGAAAGAAAAGAAAAAUGAAAUUGCGUAAUGAAUGAAGA